AUGAAUGAUAAUUUUGACGUCUUAGCUGCUGAAUUGUCCAAAUUUACAAAGACAAUGUUGGUAGACUUCAUACUCAAGAAGUCGCUUCCAGCCACUUGUAAGAUUAGUGGUGACCUCCAUUCUGUCUUACUUGGUACUUCUGACAACGUUACACCCUCUGAUGAUGAUGAUUCAGUCAAUGUAGCCCAUAUACUAAAAUCCGUCGUAACUGAGCUUAAGGUGAUUUCGUCCAGCAACUUAAAAAUGCAUGAUAUGAUUAACCGUCUUUCAGCUGGUACACCUAGGGUGUCCUCAAGCCAAAACGGGCAUCCAGCUCCUUCAUUGGAUACCAAACACAUUUCCGUUGCUGAACCUGUUCGCCAUUCUUCGACCAGGAAAAUGCCAACUGCAGUUCCUAAGUAUAUUGUUGGAUCUAAGGAAGCAGUUUCCUCUGAUCUGACGGCUGUGCCUGUGGUGAAAUUUGGGGACAUCUUCGUAUCCAGGUUUGAUCCUCUGGUUACUGCCUCUCAACUCAAAAAUGAACUCUUUGUUGGCGUGGAUGUGUCAAUUUCCCAAAUGGUCACCCGACAUCCAUCAUAUUCAUCCUUCCACGUCCGCAUUCCUGCGGAGAUGUUGGCGGAUGUUCUGCAACCUACUUUUUGGCCAGAAGGAAUUAUGGUCAAACGAUUCUGGGGACGUUUACUUCCUGAAAGAAUUGUCAACUCUUCUACCUCAAAAAACUAG
Messenger RNA from Macrosiphum euphorbiae (potato aphid), 723 nucleotides. The record is from the annotation of a GenBank genome assembly. NCBI's taxonomy places the organism in Eukaryota, Metazoa, Arthropoda, Insecta, Hemiptera, Aphididae.